AUGGCGCCUCACGGCGAACACAGUAGCGGCACCGGCAGCCCCGGCGGUCACGACAUGGGCAUGAUGGUCAUUUUCCAGAACCUAAUGCAGACGUCGCUCUUCUCAGAAACCUGGACCCCGACCAGCACAGGCACCUACGCGGCGACUUGCAUCUUCCUCAUCUGUCUCGCCGCAUUCCUCCGCUUCCUGCUCGCCGGCAAGGCCAUACUCGAGCAACGCUGGCUCGACCGCGAGUGGCGCCGCCGCUACGUGGUCGUCGCCGACAAGUCCACCCUCGCCGAAAAGCUCUCCUCCGACAGCCUCGCGAAGCCCAUGGUCCUCUCCGAGAACGGUCGCGAGGAGAAUGUCACCGUCGUGGAGAGGAGGACAGGCGUUGUCCGUCCCUGGCGGCUUUCCGUCGAUCCUGUCCGCGCCCUCCUUGACACGGUUAUUGCCGGCGUUGGCUAUCUUCUAAUGUUGGCCGUCAUGAGCAUGAAUGUGGGCUAUUUCCUUUCGGUUCUGGGCGGAGUAUUCCUCGGCAGCCUUGCCGUUGGGCGAUUCAUACAAUCCGGCGCGCACUAG
Molecule: messenger RNA, 561 nt
Organism: Sodiomyces alkalinus F11
Lineage: Eukaryota; Fungi; Ascomycota; Sordariomycetes; Glomerellales; Plectosphaerellaceae
Exons: 2
Coding region: 1-561 (186 amino acids)
Biological process (GO): copper ion transmembrane transport; intracellular copper ion homeostasis
Cellular component (GO): plasma membrane
Molecular function (GO): copper ion transmembrane transporter activity
Source: RefSeq, a predicted model, not a curated record